Molecule: messenger RNA, 1386 nt
Organism: Cryptomeria japonica (Japanese cedar)
Lineage: Eukaryota; Viridiplantae; Streptophyta; Pinopsida; Cupressales; Cupressaceae
Product: short-chain dehydrogenase reductase 2a
Exons: 2
Coding region: 246-1247 (333 amino acids)
Molecular function (GO): oxidoreductase activity, acting on the CH-OH group of donors, NAD or NADP as acceptor
Source: RefSeq, a predicted model, not a curated record
CAUGAUUUGGCUUUUGAAUUCAUCCAAGAAACUUUUGCCGAAUCUUGCAGUGAGGUACACCUGGUGUAGGUGCUCUCAUCUGAUCAUCUCCACUUUAGUGUGAGAUCCGUAUAUUUGGAUCUGUACUAUAUUGUUCUGUUCUGUUGCAGAUCAAUAAUUUACCAGAUUCGGCUACUUUGUUGGGCUCAUACAGAGAGAGUCUGUCUCAGCUAUUUGGGUGUUUCUUUACAGAUCUUUUUACUAUCAUGUCAGUGCAGGUUGCUGCAGAGAGGAAUGGGAAUUGGAAUGCCCAAUCCAUACUUUCCAAUAUUGUUGCAGAGGGCAGCAAAAACUGUCAUGCAGUGAUGCCCAAUAUCAAUCCUGACAUUAAUAACAAUGGUUAUUUGAAGGUCCCCAUGGUUCCAGAGGGCAAUGGGAGCUACCAUCCAUCUCUUAGAAGGUUAGAGGGGAAAGUGGCCAUAAUCACAGGAGGAGCAAGAGGAAUUGGGGAAGCAACUGUUAGACUAUUUGCAAAACAUGGUGCAAAUGUUGUAGUAGCAGACAUUGAAGAUGAUGCAGGGAAGAUGGUGGCUGAGUCUCUGUCUCCUGCAGUGACAUACAUGCAUUGUGAUGUAAGCAAUGAAAAAGAUGUUGCCCAUGUUGUAAACAUGACAGUCUCGAAAUAUGGGAGGUUAGAUAUCAUGUUUAACAAUGCAGGAAUCCUUGGAGAGCAGACGAAAAGGAAGAGUAUAAUGGAUUUUGAUGCAGAGGAGUUUGACAAUGUGAUGGGUGUGAAUGUGAAGGGAGUUUGUCUUGGCAUGAAACAUGCUGCUAGAAUAAUGGUUCCUAGAAGAAGUGGAUGCAUUAUUUCUACAGCAAGUGUUGCAGGUGUCCAAGGGGGGCUUGGGCCUCAUACUUACACAGCAUCCAAGCAUGCCAUUGUUGGUCUCACCAAAAAUGCUGCCUGUGAGUUGGGAAAGUAUGGGAUUAGAGUCAAUUCCAUAUCUCCUUUUGGGGUAGCAACUUCUAUGUUGAUAAAUGCAUGGAGAAAAUAUGAUGGAGACAUGUAUGAUGAUGUCAAUGACCAAGAGCAGGGAAUUGAAGAGUUUGUAAGGAGUCUUGCAAAUUUGAAGGGCCAUACUCUGAGAGCCACAGACAUAGCUGAGGCAGCUCUGUAUCUAGUUAGUGAUGAAGCCAAGUAUGUCAGUGGCCACAAUUUGGUGGUUGAUGGAGGUAUUACCAGCAUAAAUAACUGUGUUGGCUUGUAAAAUAAUUUUUUAUAGAAUUUUAGGUGGUAUUCUGAUCUAAUGUAACUAUUGUUAUUCUAACCAAUGUCCAGAUUUAUACAUUGGAUUAUUUUGAAAUAUAAUUCAUUUCAACAGUCAAAGAUUAAUAGAAAAGAAGGGA